Molecule: messenger RNA, 2141 nt
Organism: Neocloeon triangulifer
Lineage: Eukaryota; Metazoa; Arthropoda; Insecta; Ephemeroptera; Baetidae
Gene: Gr63a
Product: gustatory and odorant receptor 24
Exons: 10
Coding region: 45-1412 (455 amino acids)
Biological process (GO): sensory perception of taste
Cellular component (GO): axon; membrane; dendrite
Source: RefSeq, a predicted model, not a curated record
AGUCACUUGCAAGCACCCUGGUUAGAAUAAUAUAUUAUUUUACAAUGGCGAGUCGCCCGAACAACGGUGAAAACAAUAUCGGGUUUUCCGAACAAACCGACGCAUAUCUUCGGCGGAUUUUAAUGGACCGCGUGUAUGCAAAUGACGACGUGCUUUUCACGAAAACUUUCAAACCACCCAAAGAUGACGACAAGAUUGCGCCGAGUCUCAAAACACCCCAGGCUACUUUCUAUAAGGACGACAUUCCCUCUCUAACACAGGCAAACCGACCAUUUUACACCUUGUUGAGAGCCCUGGGCUGCGUGCCGUACGAUUUAAAUCCUAGGGGUGAUGUGACAGCUAAUAAAUUCGUCGUGGUUUACUCUAUUGCGUUCUACUGUAUCGUUCUGUACGCCGUUUAUCAAGAAGCGCCAAAGAGCCUCAACUUUUCAGGCACGCUGGAUAAUUCAGUUGAUAACAUGGGAACAUUGGUCAGCUAUGCCAAGGUGGCUCUUGUUCCAUUCAUAAUUUGGCUGCCAUUUCGCAGAGUCAGCAACUUUUUCAAAGCGACUUUUAAAUUUCACAUGAAUUUCUUUCGCAUGACCGGAGAAGUUAUAGUUUUGGAAUGGGAGAAGUACACGCCUUACAUCGCUACGGGGAUUCCUGUUUUCAGCGCGUGCAUUGUGCUUUAUUACUAUUUAAGCAUGCAUGAAAUAAUGAACAUGAACAUAUUAACACUACUCCUUUCAUGGUCGACUUAUGUCGUGACAAUUGGGAUGGACUUUUUAUGGUGCACACCGCUAAUGAUUUUGGGAAAAACUGCAGAGCGACUCAUUUCAAGUCUCAAGAACAAAUUUCAAAAGGUAGAAAAAGAUUCUGCAAUGCAAGAGUACUUAGUUAGGGAGUACCGCGCACUUUGGCUCGAUCUUUCAAAGGCACUUCAGUCGAACAAUGACGUGAGCACCAUGACCUUCACUUACCACGCGUUGCACGUCUUUUUGAUGCUCACCCUCAAUUUGUACGGACUUUUAAACGGACUCAGACAACCCUGGUCCACAAACCAAAAUAUGCGCCUGAUCGGAACGAUCCUUUUCUUGGUGGAGCUUUGGCUGAUGGCAAACGCAGCGCACUAUUGCACUACAAAGUUUGAAGACAUUCAAUGGGACCCUUUUUUCCUAAUACCGUCCAUCGAGACGGCGGAGGCAGUGAGGCGAGAGAUGUCGACUUUUUUGGACGUGGCCGUCGCCGCGCCUCACGUCGUUGACAUUGGCGGCUUCGUUUGUAUCAACCGCAGUUGGCUGACCAAUAUGCUGGGGAAUUUACUGAGCAGUCUUAUCAUCUUGCUUCAGUUCAGAGUCCAGCAGACCGACGAACCAUUGACCACACCGUCUCCGAGCAUUGUGGAUAACAAGACCACUCUAACAGGAACAUAAAAUAAUUUUUUCUUAAUCGAAGAGAAAGCUUUCAAAAUAAAAAAAGUAGUACUUGUUUUGCACAUUUUGAUUUAAAAAAAAAAAAUUUGCGGAACCAUUAGUCAUUUGCAAAAUAAGUAUUUAGUUUAGUUUUUAGCGAAGAAAAUUUGUAAUUUUUUUUUUUUAAUUCAUUAAAUAUAAAUAAUCAAUCAAAUCAAAUGAGAGAAGCAUGGAUGGGAAAAGAAGAACAGAUUUAAAAGUAUCAAAUGUUGAAUGCAAGAUAAAAUUUCAGCUUUCUCCCAUAACUAGACGUGGCUCAAGAACAAUGACAAAAAAAAAAUACUUAUUCUUCACUUAGUUCAGACUAAACAUUGUUGACUCACUAGCUGCACACGCACUCUUCGCAGGAAUGCUUCUUUGGAUGUAGAGAACUGGUUUGCAAAAUAAAAGCAAGGGUGAAAACCAGAUUGUCUCGCUUACUGGAGUACUCGUGCGCUUUAUUUAUUGCUUUUCCUUUAACAAGCUACAAAAAAUGUCGCCAAGCAGCGAUGUGAAAGCAUUUUCCUGAACUUAAAUACUGAAUCUUUGCAGGCAAAGUACCUACUGCCGACUUCCGUUUUCUUUCGCAUCACGCAGUUCAUUUUAUGGUUAUUGAGGCGUUUAUUGCCACUGAAAAAAUGAUAUAAGUGUUAUUUUAAAUAAAGCGAGCCUCCCAGGUUGGCAGCUAAAGAAUUUUCACUCUAUUUAUCA